Molecule: messenger RNA, 3953 nt
Organism: Varanus komodoensis (Komodo dragon)
Lineage: Eukaryota; Metazoa; Chordata; Lepidosauria; Squamata; Varanidae
Product: zinc finger protein 91-like
Exons: 5
Coding region: 649-3876 (1075 amino acids)
Biological process (GO): regulation of transcription by RNA polymerase II
Molecular function (GO): DNA-binding transcription factor activity; RNA polymerase II cis-regulatory region sequence-specific DNA binding
Source: RefSeq, a predicted model, not a curated record
CACAGUGCCUGGGAGGGUUCAGCGAGGAGCGGCGCGCUUCUCAGGGACAUGAAACGGGCGAGCGGGAGGCCGCAGGGCGAUCGGCCUGAGGAUUGACCGACCACUGAGCAGUGCACGGCUCCUUCUGCACUUUGAACAAAAUCAAGAGAGCGCAGAGUGAGCAGAGGGGCGUUCCAAGACUGACGGGAGGGGAAGAGGCGGGACAGAAGCCAGAUGAAUUGCAAGGCAAUUGAAUUAUUCAGAUCCCUGCAUCACAUCAUCUGGGACAUGUGAGAAAAGAGACAUUUCCAAAUGAAACAGAAUCUGAAAAGCACGAGGAAAACCACAUAAAGAACAGGAGGAAAUAAUUAGAGUGCUGGCAACCAUAAACCUUCAUUCUGGGAGUUCAGAAAAGAGAAAGGAGAAAGGGUCUAGGGUGUCACAACAUAGCAAACAAUUGAGGAAAACUGAAUCCAAUUUGUAGAAACUACAAAGUGAAAAGAGCACAAUGUGAAAAGAGCAUUGCUGCAGGUACGAGGGACUCUCCCCUUCAAAGAACCCACAAUGUGCAGAACCCAGAUGAACACACAUCCUAUGGAAAGAGCCUCAGAGAGGGAGACGUUUUAGUGAGCCAGAGGGAUCCAAAAAUUGAGGAAGCCAUAUAAAAUCAUGGAAUGCAGGCAGAGCAGAAGUGCUGGUGGAAGGACUACAAAAGAUGGAACAGACCAGACGGGAGAACGACCACAUAAAUGUAUAAAACAUGGUAAGAACUUCAGUGAGCUGGAAAAACUUUCUAGUCGUCAAAAAAAGUAUAAAGGAAUGAAACCAAAUAAAUGCAUAGAUUGUGGAAAGAGUUUCCAUGAAAGUAGAAAGUGUCAAAGAACACACACUAGAAAGGGACUAUAUAAAUGCAUGGAAUGUGGGAAGACUUUCAAACGGAGUGGACAUCUUACUGAACAUCAAAGAAUACACACUGGGGAGAAGCCAUACACAUGCCCAGAAUGUGGGAAGAGCUUCAUUGACAGUGGAAAACUUACUAAGCAUCAAAGAAUCCACACAGGGGAGAAGCCAUAUUCAUGCACAGAAUGUGGAAAGAGCUUCAUUGACAGUGGAAAACUUACUAAUCAUCAAAGAACCCACACAGGGGAGAAGCCAUACUCAUGCACAGAAUGUGGAAAGAGCUUCUGUCAGAGUGCACAUCUUACUGAGCAUCAAAGAACCCACACUAGAGAGAGGCCAUAUCUAUGCACAGAAUGUGGAAAGAGCUUUAGUCGGAGUGGACAUCUUACUAGGCAUCGAAGAACACACACUGGGGAGAAGCCAUACACAUGCAUGGAAUGUGGAAAGAGUUUCAGUCAAAAUGAAGUCCUUACCCUACAUCAAAGAACCCACACUGGGGAGAAGCCAUAUGUAUGCAUGGAGUGCGGAAAGAGCUUCAUUUCAAGUGGACGUCUUACUAGGCAUCAAAGAAUCCACACUGGAGAGAAGCCGUACACAUGUGUGGAAUGUGGAAAGAGCUUCAGUCACAGUGAAAUGCUUACUAUUCAUCAAAGAACCCACUCUGGGGAGAAGCCCUACACAUGUAUCAAAUGUGGGAAGAGCUUCAAUCAAAAUGAAGGUCUUACUAAACAUCAAAGAACCCACACUGGGGAAAAGCUGUACAAAUGUACAGAAUGUAAGAGCAGCUUCACUCAGAAAGAAAUACUUAUUAACCACCAAAGAACCCACAAAGGGGACAAGCCAGACACAUGCAUGGAACUCGGAACUGGGCGCCUGGAGCUGCAGGGCUUGCUCUUCCUCGAGGUGGAUGGGGCGGUGCUGAGGGAGCUGCGAUGGCCUCUGUGCCUCCUCCGCAGCACUGCUGCCCAGCACCUCCGUGCCCUUCGCUCCGCGUAUUCAGCGCUGCUGACAAGAGUGAUCCGAAAACUGAGGAAGCCAUAUGGAAUGCUGGAGUGUAGGCAGAGCUUAGGUGCUGGUGGAAGGCUUACAAAAGAGGGAAGAGUCCAGGUUAGAGAGGAGCUAUGUAAUUUCAUGGGAUAUGGUAAGAGCUUCAGUGAUCCAGAAAAUCCUUCUGGACAUCAAAAAAUGCAUGAAGGGGACAUCCCAAAUAAAGGCAUGGAAUACAGAAAGAGAUUCAGUCAGAGGGGACAUCUGACAAGGCAGCGAAGAACACACACUGGGGAGAAGCCCUAUACAUGUGUAGAAUGUGGAAAGAGCUUCAGUCAGAAUUGGAAUCUUACUCAGCAUCGAAGAACCCACACUGGGGAGAAGCCAUACAUAUGCAUGGAAUGUGGAAAGAGCUUCAGUUACAGCGAAAGUCUUAGAGGCCAUCAAAGAACCCACACUGGGGAGAAGCCAUACACUUGCAUGGAAUGCGGAAAGAGCUUCAGUCAGGAUCAGAAUCUUACUCGGCAUCAAAGAACCCACACUGGGGAGAAGCCAUUCACAUGCAUGGAAUGUGGAAAGAGCUUCAGUUACAGCGCAGGUCUUAGGGGCCAUCAAAGAACGCACACUGGAGAGAAGCCAUACACAUGUAUGGAAUGUGGGGAGAGUUUCACUGUGAAUGGAAGUCUUAUUCAGCAUCAAAGAACCCACACUGGGGAAAAGCCAUACAAAUGCAUGGAAUGUGGAAAGUGCUUCAAUCAGAGUGGAAAUCUUACUCAGCAUCAAAGAACCCACACUGGGGAGAAGCCAUACACAUGCAUGGAAUGUGGAAAGAGCUUCAGUGAUGGUGGAAGUCUUAAAAUACAUAAAAGAAUCCACACUGGGGAGAAGCCAUACACAUGCAUUGAAUGUGGAAAGAGUUUCACUCGGAAGGGAACUCUUACUCCGCAUCAAAGAACCCAUACUAGGGAGAGGCCAUACACCUGCAUGGAAUGCGGAAAGUGCUUCAAUCAGAAGGGAACUCUUACUCAGCAUCAAAGAACCCACACUGGGGGAAAGCCAUACAAAUGCAUGGAAUGUGGAAAGUGCUUCAAUCAGAGUGGAAAUCUUAUUCAGCAUCAAAGAACCCACACUGGGGAGAGGCCAUACACAUGCAUGGAAUGUGGAAAGUGCUUCACUGUGAAUGGAAGUCUUACUCAGCAUCAAAGAACCCACACUGGGGAGAAGCCAUACAGAUGCAUGGAAUGUGGAAAGAACUUCAGUCAGGCAGGAAACUUUAAUGAACAUCAAAGAACCCACACUGGGGAGAGGCCAUACAGAUGCAUGGAAUGUGGAAAAUGCUUCAAUCAGAGUGGAAAUCUUACUCAGCAUCAAAGAACACACACUGGGGAGAAGCCAUACACAUGCAUGGAAUGUGGAAAGAGCUUCAGUGACAGUGGAACUCUUACAGUCCACCAAAGAACACACACUGGGGAAAAGCCAUACAGAUGCAUGGAAUGUGGAAAGAGCUUCAGUCAGGCAGGAAAAUUUAAUGAACAUCAAAGAACCCACACUGGGGAGAGGCCAUACAGAUGCAUGGAAUGUGGAAAAUGCUUCAAUCAGAGUACACAUCUUUCUCAGCAUCAACGAAUUCACACUGGGGAGAAGCCAUACACAUGCAUGGAAUGUGGAAAGCGCUUUAGUUACAGCGGGAGUCUCAUUCAGCAUCAAAGAACCCACACUGGAGAAAAGCCAUUCAAAUGCACGGAAUGUGGCAAGUGCUUCAGUCAUAGUGGAAAUCUUACUCAGCAUCAAAGAACCCACACUGGGGAGAAGCCAUACACAUGCAUGGAAUGUGGAAAGAGCUUCAGAAAUGGUGGAAGUCUUAAAAAACAUAAAAGAAUCCACACUGGACAGAAGCUAUACACAUCCAUGGAAUGUGGAAAGAACUUCAGUCAGAGUCAACAGUUAGGUAUCCAUCUGAGAAUUCAUCUUCGGAGCCAUCAUGGAACACAAAAUGGGGAGGUAUCUUGAGGAUAGAAACUGUGAUGAGAAUUCCAGUCCUUUGCCCCUUCACUGUGAUAAAGGCCAAUUCCAUUCCAGUCAUAGUU